Messenger RNA from Syngnathoides biaculeatus (alligator pipefish), 1911 nucleotides. RefSeq names its product forkhead box protein B1-like. Gene Ontology annotation, molecular function: RNA polymerase II cis-regulatory region sequence-specific DNA binding; DNA-binding transcription factor activity, RNA polymerase II-specific. NCBI's taxonomy places the organism in Eukaryota, Metazoa, Chordata, Actinopteri, Syngnathiformes, Syngnathidae. Gene Ontology annotation, biological process: cell differentiation; anatomical structure morphogenesis; regulation of transcription by RNA polymerase II. Bases 1 to 678 code for a protein of 225 amino acids. The transcript has a single exon. The record is from RefSeq and is a predicted model, not a curated record.
AUGCCCCGUCCGUCACGGAGCGCGUACAGCUCGCGCAAGCCGCCGUACUCGUACAUCAGCCUGACGGCCAUGGCCAUCCAGAGCAGCCCGGACAAGAUGCUCCCGCUGAGCGCCAUCUACCGCUUCAUCUCUGACAACUUCCCCUUCUACCGCCACAACACGCGGCGCUGGCAGAACUCUUUGCGCCACAACCUGUCUUUCAACGACUGCUUCAUCAAGAUCCCGCGCGGGCCCGAGCGUCCGGGCAAGGGCGGCAUGUGGGCCCUGCACCCCCUCUGCGGGGACAUGUUCCAAAACGGCAGUUUCCUGAGGCGCCGCAAGAGGUUCAAAGCUGCGCGACCCGUGGCCCGGGGCUGCUCGCCACACCUGCACCGCCGCCCGCCGCACCCACCCUUCAAGCACCCCUUCGCCAUUGAAAGCCUCAUGGCCGUCGCGAACGGUAAACCCGCCCGGCAGCAGCAGGACGGGCGCCACGUGCUCCCCUCAGACCGGAUGGCUUCGCCUGCCGUACUACCUGUCCCGGCAGGAGACUUCCCCCUUCCGGCCUCGGCGCCGCGUGAUUACGGCGGGCACGUUCCGGUGCCUGUCGAGCCCACGCCCCCUGGCCUACGCCCCACUGAGCCGCCCUUCCUCGGCCAUUUCCUUUCCCUUUCGCGUGGGUGCCCUCUAAGCGACUGAGCUUGUGCGGCAAAAAAGCAAUCAAGGAUCUUUUGGCGCGGGGCGUUUUGUGCUCUUUCAUUGCAAAAUCCAAACGUGUUUGUUGGCUUUCAAAUGUUGGCUUCGGCGUGACUGAAUGACCCCCCCAUCGAACGCCUCCUCCAAUUAAGUGCGGACAUUUCAUGCUCUUACCUAACAAAGGUUAAAAUGAGCUUGUCAGCUUUCAAAUGUUCUACUCAUCAUCUUAAUGUUUGUACAGAGCGUUGAUUUUGAUGUGACUAUUUCUGACUUUUCAAAAUUCACGAUUGUCAAAUGGGUAAUAGUAAAUAUUGUUUACAUCACCAACUAUUGCAACAAGAUAACAUUUCAUCGCAGUUCUGCUGCUGUUUGAAAACAAUGUGUCAUUUGUCCAUUUCCAUCAUUUCUUCCAAUCAUGCCAAUAAUGUCGUAUUUUCUUCAUAAAACAACGGAAAGACGUUGAAUGUUAAUUUCCUCCCUCUCUCUGUCUCUCUUUGGUGCAAAUUUCACAUUGCAAUUAAAAAAAGACACACACACAUGCACACGCGCGCACUCCUCAAUGGACAGCAGUGUUCAUCACGAUAAUUUUUUUUGUCGUUAUCGUUGAUCAAGUUGUAUGUGGAUGUUUUAAAACUACAUUUGUUACUCAUAAUGAAAUGUACAGUUUGUGAAUUGGCAUAUAUCACUUGUGAUUCAUUUGUAUUAUAUAUCAUUCGAUGUUCUUUUCUUUAAUCGUGAAAAGCCCGCAAUAUCAAAAUUCCUAUGUAGCAAUUGGGAAAUAUCGUCAGGGAGCAAAGAGUACCCAACAAAUGUGUGCAAAAAUUCUCGGAAUGAAAGAUGCGAUUGUUGUUGGGAAUCCUUCCCUCCAGACUUUGACAAAAUGUCCAAUCUGUUGUGCACAUUUUGCCGGCCGGCGUACGCGGCGGAAAAAUCAGUCCGCGGUUUGUCGGCCGUCCGCCGACAAGACGCUGGACCCGUAACGGCCACAAAUGGAGGCGUUGGGAUGUUUGGUGGCAAUCGGCGGGGCCGCGGGCGUAGAAUGGCAGCCGCCUCCUCUCCCAGGGCAGCGCUGCCUUCUCAAGUCGCUUCCCACCACUCGAGUGUGACUGGGGAGUCCGUGAUGAGCGUGUACCAUAAUAAAGCCUUUUGAGACACAAGUGUAACGCAUUAUUAUGAUCGGUGACUCAUCAUAGCAAUGAAAGAUUGUUUUAUUCGGUACAAAGCAAAUCCACGGUA